Molecule: messenger RNA, 2200 nt
Organism: Epinephelus moara (kelp grouper)
Lineage: Eukaryota; Metazoa; Chordata; Actinopteri; Perciformes; Serranidae
Product: coiled-coil domain-containing protein 127-like
Exons: 4
Coding region: 115-936 (273 amino acids)
Source: RefSeq, a predicted model, not a curated record
ACUUCCCACGAAUACCCCCGGUCAAUAUGGAUGGACUGCUAAAGCGUAAAAUUGUAUAACUAGGGUGUGCAGGAACAAAUGUAUAAGUGACCUAGACUUUUCAUUCAAGCCUCCAUGAAUAACUUAAAUGACCCCCCCAGAUGGAACAUCCAACCAGACCCCAGAGGAAGGGGGGCGGGGGCUGGUGAUGGCAACCAAUGGAACUACGCCCUGCUGGUCCCCAUGCUGGGGCUGGCUGCGUUUCGUUGGAUCUGGACCAGGGAGUCUCAGAGGGAGAUCCAGCAGGUCAAAGCCAAGUAUGACAAGGAUAUUUCCAUAAAAAAAAGCGAGAUGGAGGCAAAGUACAGAGAGACACUGACUGAAAGGCACAGGGCAGCGGCUACAUUAGAGCUGGAGCUGGAGAAGGAGAGACAGAGGGUCAAAGGCUACAAGCAGGCCCUGGUCUCACAGAGCCAUCAGCUGAUGGAAGAAAGGAAACAGUUGCAUCAGGAGCGUGAGGCCUUGGAGGAGGAGAAGCAAAGGCUGGUAAAGACUGGCGCUGCAGGGGCUGUGCUGCAUCACGCCCUGGAACGAGAGAACAACUGGUACCAGCGAGCCACCGCUACUCUGAAGGAGCUAGAGGCUCAGCUUGUGGAGCGCCAGAAUGCCUACUGUUCCCUCAUCCAACCUCGUGAUCAGCGGUUGGAGAUGGAGAAGAACAUGCUGCUUAAGGUCGUCAAAGACCCCAUCGGGGCGGAACUGAAUCUAGAGUCCGAUCUGAAGGAUAUUUUUAAGAGAGAUAAGCACUGUGCGGACCUGCUAAACAUGGACAAGAGGAAGAACGGCAGCCUCAUGUGGGUGUACCUCAAGUACUGGCAGCUGCAGGUCACCGUCCAGAAACACAAGAGGGCAGAAGAGGCAAUAUUAGGAGGGAACUUGCACUCUCACACAAAGUGACAAACACAAGCUGGUGUUUUUCACUUGACUUUGAAGAAUGUUGAAAGUAUGUGGAUCAGGGAUGGAAAAUGCAUGUAUUUUUCACUCUGUGUAAUUAUCUUUACUUGACAGGGAUGUUAUGGAAACACACAACAACAAGAUCAUGUUCAACAUCUGAAAGUUCCUCCCUUGAUCUCAGAGUUUUGAAGAAGAAAAAAAUAUUUUGUCAGGUUUUGAGCAUGCUGAAAUACAUCAUCACCAUAACUUCCCCAACUAUGACUCAUUAGCUUUAAAUUAGCUGCAUAAAAAAUGUAUAAUGAUAAAAAUGCACUAGGAUCAUUCAGUUGAUAUCCAUAUUGGAUACAUAACUGAUUUAAAUACUUAGAGAUGUAUUUUUUUAUAAGUUAGCCCCUUGGAAAAUGUUGUCAGAAUACUUGUGUCAAUUUAAGUCACAUUCUCUGAGUGCCAUGAAUUACUGCUUGGAGUGUAUAUUGUAUGUCUGGAAUUUUUUGUUUCUCCACCUCAAGUAUGAAUUUAGGGUUCCCAUUAACUGUUCUCAGUGUGAUGUGAUAAUACACAUCUAUUUGUUGCUGUAAGUGUCUUCAGGAAAAAAAUCGAACAAAGCAGCCAGGAAUCAUAAACACAUUAAGAAUAUUUUUGUAACAUUAUGUUUACGGGAAAGUCAUUGAAGUCUCUGGAGUGUGUUGAUACCAAGCAUAAAUAUGCUGAUGAACUAUUGUAGGAAAUAUUUAUCAUGAUAUACAUGGGAUUUAAUUUGUUUUUAACAGCACUCCUGUCCAUAACUUGGAGUUCCCUUCAAUGUAUGUCAUCUCUCUUUACAUUCUGACGUGUGUUGCCAUUUAGGAUACAUGGCCUGAAGCCAAUAGAGUUGUGUGUCUGAAAACUGGUUUUAAAUUUCUCGUCUUCAGGUUUGUGGGAGCUUUUUAACUAUCAGGGAGACAGGACACUGAAGGUGCAUGUGAAUCUAAAAAGGGGAUAGAGCACAAAGUAGUGCUCAGUCGUGCAACACUAUAUCACAAUACUGCAACAAAAAUAGUCAAAUAGCACCCUUUACGUCACACUUCACCCCUGCAAUGAAAUGAUUAACUAGAGUUGUAGCAUUUGUUAAGGGUUGCCAGGCCUUUCUAUGCUGUUAUGGUUUUUUUUGGACCAUUACUUGAUGUAAUGAUUAAGUGCUGGAUAUGAUGCCAUAAACUGAAAUGUACUGACUCUAACCACUCUGUGAAAUCCUCCUAAUAAAUUCCUGGUUUAAGAACCAAGCAGA